GCCUCAGAACUUCACUGUAAGCUCUUUAAAUCACUUUAACGAGUGAACAGAAUUUGCAACUGUAGGUGAAAAGCUGUUGGUAGAAGAUUUGGGUUGAAAGAGGAAACGGCUUAAACAGCAAAACUAGCAGAGAGAUCUGAUGGAAUGUACGAAGCUUCCUCAUUUGCUUCCUUGUUAUUAAAGAAUAAAAAUUGUUGCUAUGGAGAAAGAAAAACUGGAAGAGGUACAACGACACCAUCGUGGGAGAUCAGCCAAUGGUAUCCAGAAAGAUAGUCCUCCACAGGCAAUAUCAAGCCUGGACUUGAUCUCUGAUGAUGAUUCUGAGGCAUCUGACAGUAUAACUGAGAAAGAACCAAAGACACAUUACAUUCCUAUUCGAAGAAAUUCCAUAUAUUAUCGUUCUAUCAGACGUCAAAACAAAAAGAAAGCAAGGAGUAGUAAAGAAGUUCAAACAGAACGUUUUGAAGGCUCACUCAAAAAUGGUAAUACCAAAAAUGAGCUUCUGAACAAGGAGGAACUGUUGCAUAUAUUUCACAAGAGUCUGUCUCUACACAUAAAACCGAAUAUGACAGCCACAGAAGAACAAUGGUUUCAAAGGCUGCUCCCUUCCUACCCCGGUUACCGUGGCAACCGCCCGGACUUCCCCGGUCCCGCGUCUGCUGCGGAAUCGCUCGGCAGCAGCAGCAGCAGCAGCAGCAGCAACCGUCGCCGCCGCCCGCUGCCGGAAUCGCUCCUGCUGCCGCUGUCCUCCUCGCCGCCUCGCAUGGAGCUGCUGGCUGCCGCGCUCAGCGCCGCCUGCGCCUUGGACCACGAAGGAUCCGCGGAGAGCGUGGCCUCAGGCCGCCCGGCUGGCAGCGAAUCUCCUUCCAUGGCGGGGCCAACUUCUUUUCCGGAGGAGACCCCUGAGCAGACUGACUGCCCGGCUGCUUUCCCCGAAGCUCUGCAGAUGAUUCACCCCAUGACCGCAGACUCUUGGAAGAACUUCAUCGAGGAAAUAGGUCUGUUAUAUCAAGAAUAUCGGGAUAAAUCCACACGUCAUGAGAUUGAAACCAGGCGGCUGCAGGAUUCCCAGACAGAUACUGAAGAAGGCUCAACUACUGAAGAGUCACCAACAGAAACUGAAACUGCAGAUGUGUUAGAAAACAAAACUGUCCCCCAGAUUAACUUGCUCAGGAAUUCUACCUCAAGGUUCAAUUUAUGGCAAGAUCUUCCAGAAAUCAGAAGCAGUGGUGUUCUGAAUAUUCUCCAGCCAGAUGAAAUCAAGCUUCAAGAGGCUAUGUUUGAACUGGUCACUUCAGAAGCCUCAUACUACAAAAGUUUGAAUUUAUUGAUAUGUCAUUUCAUGGAAAAUGAUCGACUGAAAAAGAUUUUGCAUCCCUCAGAGGCUCACAUCCUCUUCUCCAAUGUUCUGGAUGUCAUGGCAGUCAGUGAACGAUUUCUCUUAGAUCUUGAGAAACGAGUAGAAGAGAACAUUGUAAUCUCUGAUGUCUGCGACAUCGUCCAUCAGCAUUCUGUUAGCUACUUCUCAGUAUAUGUCACUUAUGUGUCGAACCAGACCUACCAGGAAAGAGCAUACAAGCAACUUCUCCAAGACAAGCCAGCUUUCCGGGAGGUGAUCUUACAAUUGGAACUGGAUCCAAAAUGCAAAGGCCUGCCUUUCUCAUCUUUCUUGAUUUUGCCUUUCCAAAGGAUCACUAGGCUGAAGCUGCUGGUACAGAAUAUAUUGAAGAAAGUGGAAGAAAAAUCUGAACGUGAAAUCACUGCUCUUGAGGCUCACAAGGAACUGGAAAUAAUAGUGAAGGCAUGUAAUGAAGGUGUUAGAAAGAUGAGCCGCACAGAACAGAUGAUCAGCAUCCAGAAGAAAUUGGAAUUUAAGAUCAAGUCUGUGCCCAUCAUCUCUCAUUCCCGCUGGCUGCUAAAACAGGGAGAACUCCAACAGAUGAAUGGCCCUAAAACAUCCCGUACACUACGUACAAAGAAACUCUUUAGAGAAAUCUACUUGUUCCUUUUCAACGACUUACUAGUACUGUGCAGACAAAUUAAUGGUGACAAGUACCAAGUAUUUGAUUCUGCUUCUCGAGGCCUUCUUCGAGUGGAAGAGUUGGAGGACCAAGGACAGAGCUUGGCCAAUGUAUUUAUUCUGAGGCUGCUAGAAAAUGCAGAUGACCGUGAAGUCAGCUAUAUGUUGAAGGCGUUAUCCCAAAGUGAAAUGAAGCGCUGGAUGAUUUUACUGGCUCCAAAUCGACGAACAAAGUUUGUUUCCUUCACAUCCAGGCUUAUGGAUUGCCCUCAAGUACAAUGUGUCCAUCCUUACGUGGCCCAGCAACCAGAUGAGCUUUCAUUGGAAUUGGCUGAUGUUCUCAACAUUCUGGAAAAGACAGAUGACGGCUGGAUAUUUGGGGAACGUUUGCAUGAUCAAGAAAGAGGUUGGUUCCCCAGUUCUAUGGGUGAAGAGAUUAUGAAUCCCAAGAUUCGAUCUCAAAAUUUAAAGGAAUGUUUCCGAGUGCACAAAACUGAUGACAGUCAGAGGAGGAAGAUGGGCAGCAGGAAUAGACAAUGAUCAUUGCUUAGUCGUCUGUUUUUCAGAAGCUAUUUAUGGCAGAGGCUGAGACAAUGAAAUAUAGUACUUGAGAGAAUGCACACGAAUCAUCUUGGCAAGCAAAUCCGUUCACCUAAACUAUCGGGCUCCCUUGCAUUCUCAUUACAAGUCGGAUAGUCUUUCUGAAGACAGACUGAAAAGAAGAGAAGCUGUCAUUCACCUGUACAGAUGUAGAAGCUGUAAAUGUCUUUCUUAAUGUACUGCAUACUCUGAAGAUUGUAAAUUUAUUAACUCUGCAUGAUGAAGAAACUAAUCACUUGAGCAACUGGGAAAAUUAUGUAAUGGUUCGUAAAUCCAGCAACUUGGUUCUUUAGCAUCUUAUCCAAUGGUACAAAAAAGUGCAGCAUUUGAUUUUAUGGAAAGAUAAUGAAGUUAUGGACAAUCUACAUUGAAAGUUUAUACUAUAAAUGGUCAACUUCCAUAUUUCUGUACUCAGCAAGUUUCUCCUAGGAACUGAGUUUGAACUGCUCAUGUGAUAAACUAGUUUCUUCUUGUGUUUUGGAAGAAAGGUGGAGGUAACAAAAAAAUUAGGAAGUGCAAUGUUAUGUAGUUAAAAUGCACCGCAAUAUUUAUUUACGUGGGUGUCUUGGUUAUGAACUUCAAAGUUCUAGAAGGUAAGAUUGAAGCAUGCAAAGUACAUUUUCUAAAAUAAGGAUCAGUUGAUUGGAAUUGGGAACUCAGAUUAUCAUCCUUCUAUUUUAUUGACCUGUGUAGACUACACUUCUCAAAAUGAUGUAUGCCAAACCACAUUAUGCAGGGACAAUACUAAAUCAAUUAUUCUGUUUUAUAAGAACCAUUACUUCCUGUCUAAGCAAUCACUAACUGCACUUACUUAUCUAAACAUAGUUAUCUCAUACAUUUACCACUGGCAACCAGACAGAGUAUAGUUGUGUUUGGAGUUAGUGCCAGAAUGGGGAGUAUAUUAAGGUAGGGGUCCCCAGCCUCUGGGCCACAACUCAGUACAGGCUGUGGCUGAUUUGGAAUUGGGCCAUAUGAGUGGCUUGCCAGAACACAAGUGGUGUGCUGGCCCACUGCUUGCGCAAGUCGAGCUGCACCCAUGCAUUUUGGCCCACCACUUGCACAAGGACUGCAUGUGUGUGCGCACUGGCCUGCCAUUCACACAGCUCAGUUCCCCUCCCCAACCAAGCCGCCAAGCCACAAAGAUUGGGGACCAUUGUAUUAAGGGGUUUGUCCUAAGCAAAUGCUGCACUAAACUGUAUAGGAGAAUGCAAUAUUUGACACAAUAUUCCUUGAAGAGAUUUCUCUGCUUGAGUCUCUUGCAUACACUGAAGCAUUUGCAUAUGUUGAAAAAAGUAAAAGAAAAGCAGUUUUCACAGCCAAAUAAGCUACUCAUAACAUUCCAGAUGGGUGCUACAUCUAGGAAGCAUCGGUAACUCAUUCAGAGUUAGAACAGUAAAGUUCUGUCUUUUGCUCCUUUGCUCUGUGAUUGUGCCCAUGCAAUGCCCAUGCAAUGAAAUUCAGUGGACAAAAGGUGGAUAUUUGUAUUAAAUGUCUCCAGAGUUGUGUCAAAGUAAUAGAAAUGUGUUUUUACUCAUUUGUAGUGCACCCUUAGCAAAGUGCAUGAAGUCUGUACUUUAAACUUCCGUACAGGAAAGCCUUGAGCCAAAAGAACAAGAAAUGUCUGAUCAUUUAAUACAGAGCCAUAAACAGCAUCAAGAUCCUUUUAAUUUUGGAAAAGCCACAUGGUCAGCUAUGGCCCUGAGCCUAAUAGAUUAAAAGGUUGUAAAGCAUUUUGCAUAUUAAAAAUGCUACAGAAGCCAUUAUCAAGAAGCAUUUAUUUAUAUACUCCUAAAAUAAUUUAUUAAAUGCCCUUUCUACAAGGCACAAAUAUAACAAAGUGUUAAUUUGCCCCAAAAUGACAGAGUUUUGAAGAGAUGAAACUGCUGUAUAAUAUGAAAGGCCAUUGGUCUAAAUGAUUCUGUUCUAUCAUUAUCAGUAACACCAAUUUCCAGAAGUAAGACUUUUCAGCUUGAAAGGCAGAGUGUGAAUAUGUGAAAACUUUUGUAAUCAUUAGGAAAAAACCUCACCUACUCAUAUGUUCCUAGCCAAUGUAGUUGUGACCAGUAUUAUUAAAAUAUGAUCCUAUGUUUAAUUGCUACCAAAAUUAGAGUUUUCCAAAUUGCAUUACGAUAUUGUUUUUUUGGGCUAUACUGAUACAUGUCUAAAAAUACCAAAGUGGCUGAGUUUUGGAGGGAAAGCAUCCAUUCCCAUCCCACAAUGUUAAUCUAAUACCAAUCAUGUUUUGCUUGUGCCAUUGCUGUGCCUUUGAGUAAUUUACUUGCAAAAUAAUAAAGGAGAUAAGAUUGUGUAAAAACAUGA
Messenger RNA from Pantherophis guttatus, 4939 nucleotides. It is a transcript of the gene NGEF, whose product is annotated as neuronal guanine nucleotide exchange factor. Gene Ontology annotation, biological process: activation of GTPase activity. NCBI's taxonomy places the organism in Eukaryota, Metazoa, Chordata, Lepidosauria, Squamata, Colubridae. Gene Ontology annotation, molecular function: protein binding; guanyl-nucleotide exchange factor activity. The record is from RefSeq and is a predicted model, not a curated record.